Molecule: messenger RNA, 861 nt
Organism: Cladophialophora psammophila CBS 110553
Lineage: Eukaryota; Fungi; Ascomycota; Eurotiomycetes; Chaetothyriales; Herpotrichiellaceae
Exons: 1
Coding region: 1-861 (286 amino acids)
Molecular function (GO): hydrolase activity
Source: RefSeq, a predicted model, not a curated record
AUGUUGCGGCACCAGAUCUUGGCUUAUCGACUGAAGGAUGAAUAUCCCUUCGAUCCUAAUUACCCAUACCGACCGAAGAAGGCAAGCCUGGACGAACUGCUGGCGUUCGAGAAGGAAUUGGGCAUUGAUCAUGUCUGCCUUAUCUGCAUGUCAGUGUAUGGUACUGACAACCGCUCCAUGAUGGCUGCUCUCCGGCAAUUGAAGGGCCAUGCUCGAGCAAUUGUAUGUAUCGACCCUGCCACCAUUACGGAACAAGAACUGCAAGAGAUGCACCAGUUGGGAGCUCGGGGCGUCCGAGUCAACCUGAAAACCCGCAAUGAGCAGAUUUCCAAAGAAACCUUGGCUGCGAAACUUCUUCAGUACGCGGACAAAAUUCGUCACCAUGGCUGGGUUAUCCAGGUCUACUUUGCCCUUGACCAGAUCCCUCUCAUCGUAGACGUGAUUCCGGAGCUGAACAUUCCGCUGGUGAUUGAUCAUAUGGGGUCCCCCAAUCAAAGCACACGGCCUUCUGAUCAACCAGGAUAUGCAGAAUUACUCAACCUGCUCGAACGCAAGCUUGUGUGGGUCAAAAUUAGUGGGAUAUAUCGCUUUCCUAACACGCCUGAGCUUGAUGCGUAUGGAAGGGAGAUAAUUCGGAAGGCUCCUACGCAAGUCGUCUGGGUUAGUGACUGGCCACACUCAGGGGGAGUGGAGAAAAACAUCAAUGGAAAUCGUCACGUCUAUCAAGAUUAUCGGAAGAUUGACGAUGCUGCAUUUGUUGAGAAGUGUUUGGAAUGGUGCGACUUCGACGAGAAAAUAAUUCAGUUGUUGUUCGUCGAGAAUCCGAGAAGACUGUGGAGGUAUGAGGGAAUACAGCAAUGA